AUGACAACCCCUGCAGCCCCUGAAGGCAAGCAGGGGGCGCCAGGGGCCCCAGGCGGCGGUGGUUCUUUCGUACGCAGAGAUCAGCUCAUACAGAUUGAAGAAGAAGUUCAGAAACUAUGGGAGAAGGAGAAGCCGUAUGAAGUAGAUGUGGGGCGUUUACGACGCACCGAGAUGGGAGCUGACGGCACUUCGGACCCAACUAAGUUCAGCAGCAACAAGUCCAAGCUGGUGGCAAAGACGGGGAAUUUGAAGACGCAGUGGGAGAUCAUGGCUGCUCUCGGCAUCCCCGAAGAAGAAAUUCCCCGCUUUGCUGACGCAAACUACUGGCUAGACUACUUCCCCCCAAGGCAAGGAUGCAAGAGAGAUCUGAUUCGUCUGGGUACAGCUGUUGACUGGCGCCGCUCCUUCAUUACCACCGACAGAAACCCUUAUUAUGCUGCUUUCGUUCGCUGGCAGUUCAUGAAGCUUCUGGCAGCAGGGAAGAUAUCGUUUGGAACGCGGCCUACAGUAAUAAGCAGGAGAGAGCUGCAGGCGUGUGCUGAUCACGACAGACUGACGGGGGAGGGUGUGGGGCCUCAAGAGUACACUUUAAUUAAACUUAGAGUAAAGACAGAAGAAGCAGAAGAAGCUGCAAGUACACCGUACACUAACCUAAUCGACCAGUGGAAGACAUAUGCAAAUACACCCAAAGGCAGCAGAAAUCUAUUUCUUGUUGCAGCCACACUCAGACCUGAAACCAUGUAUGGGCAGACUAACUGCUACGUCCUUCCAGAGGGAGAGUAUGGCGUCUUCUUGGCCUUUGACAAACCCCGUGUGAACGUGGAGCAGCAGCAGCAGCAACAGCAGGAGCAGCAGACGCUGCAGGAGAAGCUGGCAGCAGCAGCAGCAGCAGCAGCAAGUGGAGACACUCUGGAGCAUAUCAUGACGCGUGAAGAAGCUCUAGCUGAGUGCAGCACUGCAUUCAUUUGCUCCCACAGAUCAGCCCUUAACAUGGCCUACCAGGCAAGAAACCCUAAGCCCUAA
This is a messenger RNA of Eimeria acervulina, 1023 nucleotides long. Its product is annotated as leucyl-tRNA synthetase, putative. Bases 1 to 1023 code for a protein of 340 amino acids. NCBI's taxonomy places the organism in Eukaryota, Apicomplexa, Conoidasida, Eucoccidiorida, Eimeriidae. Gene Ontology annotation, molecular function: ATP binding; leucine-tRNA ligase activity; aminoacyl-tRNA deacylase activity. The transcript has 6 exons. Gene Ontology annotation, biological process: leucyl-tRNA aminoacylation. The record is from RefSeq and is a predicted model, not a curated record.